GGCUCCUCAUAUUCUCUUCUCCCCCAGAUCUUCGGCAUUCUGAAGGCCCCUUUCCGUGACAAGGGGGGUGAGGGCCCCCUGGUGCGACUGGAGGAGCUAUCAGACCAGAAGAAUGCCCCCUACCAGCACAUGUUCCGUCUCUGCUACCGGGUGCUGCGGCAUUCCCAGGAGGAUUACCGCAAGAAUCAGGAGCACAUUGCCAAGCAGUUUGGGAUGAUGCAGUCCCAGAUCGGCUACGACAUCCUGGCGGAAGACACCAUCACCGCCCUGCUGCACAACAACCGCAAGCUCCUGGAGAAGCACAUCACCAAGACCGAGGUGGAGACCUUCGUCAGCCUCGUGCGGAAGAACCGGGAACCCAGGUUCCUGGACUACCUCUCGGACCUGUGUGUGUCCAACCACAUCGCCAUCCCCGUCACCCAGGAGCUCAUCUGCAAGUGUGUGCUGGACCCCAAGAACAGUGACAUUCUCAUCCAGACCGAGCUUCGGCCAGUGAAGGAGAUGGCCCAGUCCCACGAGUACCUGAGUAUCGAGUAUUCGGAGGAGGAGGUGUGGCUCACUUGGACCGACAAGAAUAACGAGCACCAUGAGAAGAGCGUGAGACAGCUGGCCCAGGAGGCGCGGGCGGGCAAUGCCCACGACGAGAACGUGCUCAGCUACUACAGGUACCAGCUGAAACUCUUCGCCCGCAUGUGCCUGGACCGCCAGUACCUGGCCAUCGACGAGAUCUCGCAGCAGCUGGGCGUUGACCUCAUCUUCCUGUGCAUGGCAGACGAAAUGCUGCCCUUUGACCUACGCGCCUCCUUCUGCCACCUGAUGCUGCACGUGCAUGUGGACAGGGACCCCCAGGAGCUGGUCACGCCGGUCAAGUUCGCCCGCCUCUGGACCGAGAUCCCCACAGCCAUCACCAUCAAAGACUAUGAUUCCAACCUAAACGCCUCUCGUGACGACAAGAAGAACAAGUUUGCCAGCACCAUGGACUUUGUGGAGGACUACCUCAACAACGUGGUCGGCGAGGCCGUGCCCUUUGCCAACGAGGAGAAGAACAAGCUCACCUUCGAGGUGGUCAGCCUGGCGCACAAUCUCAUCUACUUCGGCUUCUACAGCUUCAGUGAGCUGCUGCGGCUCACUCGCACGCUGCUGGGCAUCAUCGACUGCGUGCAGGGGCCCCCGGCCAUGCUGCAGGCCUACGAUGACUCAGGCGGCAAGAACGUGCGGCGGUCCAUCCAGGGCGUGGGUCACAUGAUGUCCUCCAUGGUGCUGAGCCGCAAGCAGUCUGUCUUCGGCGCCCCUAGCCUGUCUGCCGGUGCUGGCCCCACGGAGCCGCUGGAUAGAAGCAAGUUCGAGGACAAUGAGGACAUUGUGGUGAUGGAGACCAAGCUGAAGAUCCUGGAAAUCCUGCAGGUGGCUGGGCCGGGACAGUGCUGGGGGGUGCUGGGAAAAGGGCAGGAGAGUGGGCGCCUGGGACGGAGAGGUUGGGAGGUGAGCCCCUGCCCAGAUCACAGUAUCCAGUACUGGAGGGCUCCACGGUGACUUGCUGUGUAGCCC
Ailuropoda melanoleuca (giant panda) is the source of this 1548-nucleotide messenger RNA. RefSeq names its product inositol 1,4,5-trisphosphate receptor type 3-like. Gene Ontology annotation, molecular function: inositol 1,4,5 trisphosphate binding; inositol 1,4,5-trisphosphate-gated calcium channel activity; phosphatidylinositol binding. Lineage: Eukaryota; Metazoa; Chordata; Mammalia; Carnivora; Ursidae. Gene Ontology annotation, cellular component: endoplasmic reticulum membrane; secretory granule membrane; plasma membrane. Gene Ontology annotation, biological process: release of sequestered calcium ion into cytosol. The coding region runs from base 130 to 1533 and encodes 467 amino acids. The record is from RefSeq and is a predicted model, not a curated record. The transcript has 8 exons.